GAGACUCUGGGGCUCGAGCCGUUCAGCUCCACCGCGGUGCGGCUGUCUAAUGAACAUCAUGACCGCGAGCAGGGGCUUCAUCCCGGGCCGCCUCACAGCGCCACUCUGGCGGCGAGCAGCUCCGCUCCAGCCCGGCGGAGUCCGGAGCCUCAGGGCCCAAACCAGCGACCUGAACCUGCAGUCCGUCACCGCUGAACCGGGCAAGCUGAAGACCAUCGAUGACCUGCCCGGGCCCAGCCUCGCCACCACGGUCUACUGGCUGUUCGUGAAGGGCUACGCGGAUAAGAGCCACGCUAUGCAGGUGGAGCAUAAGCGGCUGUAUGGGCCGAUCUGGCGUUCGCGUUUUGGCCCUUUCGACGUUGUCAAUGUGGCGACACCAGAGCUUAUCUCGCAGGUGAUCCGUCAGGAGGGCCGUUACCCAGUGCGCACUGCUCUGCCCCACUGGAAGGAGUACAGAGACAUGAGGGGUCAUGCUUACGGGCUCCACGUCGAUACUGGUCCUGAGUGGUACCGUAUGCGAAGUGCUCUGAACCCGAAGAUGCUGAAGCUGCAGGAAGCAGCUGCUUAUGCGCCGAUCAUUCACGAAGUGGUAACUGACCUGCUGCAGCGACUGGAGCUACUGCGCCUGCGCAGCCCGGACAGGAACACGGUGAAUGAUCUGGCCCCUGAGCUCUACAAGUUUGGCUUUGAAGGAAUUUCCUCCAUCCUGUUUGAGGCUCGUCUGGGCUGCCUGAAGGAGGAAAUCCCUACAGAUACUCUACGCUUCAUUAAUGCAGUGAACAGCAUGCUGACCCUCUCAGAGAGUGUGCUCUUCUUCCCUCGCUGGACUCGCAACAUCUUUCCUUUCUGGACGCAGUUCGUCCAGGCCUGGGAUGACCUCAUCAGUGUUGCCAAGCGUUUGAUUGACCAGAAGGUGAAGCAGAUGGAGGAGCAGGUGCAGAGGGGCGAGGAGGUGAUGGGCAUGUACCUCACCUACCUGCUGACCAGCAACAAGCUCUCACUGGCAGAGGUGUACAUCACCAUCACUGAGCUGCUGCUGGGAGGAGUCGACACGACAUCUAACACCAUGUCCUGGACGUUGUAUCACCUUGCUCGAAACCCAGAAAUACAGAAUCGUCUCUACCAGGAGGUGGUGUCCGUGUGUCCAGACAAGCAGCUGCCCACCACAGAGCACCUGAGCAGAAUGCCCUUCCUCAAAGCUACCAUCAAGGAGACACUUAGGAUAUACCCAGUGGUUCCUGGUAAUGGCCGGCUCACCUCUGAGAAUGAAGUGAUUGUGGAUAAUUACUGGUUUCCUAAAGAGACACAGUUCCACCUGUGCCACUACGCAACGAGUCACGAUGAAAACGAGUUCCCAGACCCUGAGCACUUUGUCCCGGACCGCUGGCUGAGAGGGGAGCCUUCACACUCUCAGCACCACCCUUACAGCUCCAUUCCGUUCGGGGUGGGCGUGAGGGCCUGUGUGGGUAAGAGGGUAGCUGAACUGGAGAUGUACUUCGCUCUGUCCAGGCUGAUGCAGCAUUAUGAAGUUCAUCCUGUGGAUGGAUCCCCCGCUGUACAGCCCAAAACCAGAACCCUUCUCAUUCCCUCAAAACCCAUCAACCUGCGCUUCAUUCCCAGGGCCUGAGGGGGAGCCAGAUAGAGAACAUCCAGGUCUAGAAAAUCCAUCCACAUUAAAAUCUAAUAGGCUUUUAAAUUGGUACCAGGGAUAUCUGUGCCAAGGAAUUUAACGCUGCACUUUCUGAUAGAAAAUACCAUUUCACAUGGACAGGUUCAGAACAUACAAUGUGAUAAAAAAAAAAACAGCCACAAGUGAAUUGCAAUCAGCAGGUCAGGCUAAAUACCUGUACAUUAAAAAGGGGCGUAAGCAGAACUAUGUUUUCGGGAGGAGCGACGCACUUACUUCUGAACUCGUUUAAAAAACACUCAUUUUCCCAACAUGCCUAAAAUUUUUCUGUCGCUGGAAGGAAAGGAGAUGAGGAACAUUUUAGAUUGGGUUUAUGUCAUAGCGACACCUAGCGUUCAAACUUUGAAUCUCACACUGAAAACCUGCUUAAUAGCCAACUUUCAUUUUAUUUUAAAAAUUGUCUCGGGUCAUUCCAAAAAAGGAAAUGGGCCGCAAAUGGCCCGCAGGCCGUAGUUUGGACACCCCUGCUGUAAACUAUUUAAGCAACUUCAACUUAAUAUAAGCUACUGCUCAAAUGUUGACAAAUUAUGUCUUAACUUUGAGCACUCUUUUUUUUUUUCUCAAUUCCACCUCAACUUAGCCACUAUUUAAAUUAGCCACUUUAUUUUCUGUAGUAACUGAUAACAUGAUCUGGAUGUUAAGGAAACGCAAAGCAGCUGGUGUCAGUGGACAGUAGUUUCUUUUAUUUGAACUGUGGUAAGUGACUGAAAUCAGUUGGCUAUUUUUCUGCUAAACAAGUAAUCAUUGAGUUUCAGUAAGGUUGCUAACCUAGAGCUGGGUAAUUUACUACCACCACUAGUGUAGUAGAGACUAGUAGAGAUUCUCGAAACAUUAUUUAUUAUCCUGCAUCCAACUCUGACCGUAAUUAUAAAUGUGGUAAAGGAAAUAAAAAGCAAAUAUUUUAUGCACAGCAAACCCGAUACAUUCUGCUCAUCUUGAAUUUGAUAAACACACCGUCCAAUAGCGAUUUGAAUAUCAGUUAAACCUAAUCUUAAUUUUUUUUUUGCUGAUCCCAGUGUGAUUAUGAUAUUACUGUUUGUAUAAAACAUUUUAACUGUGCAAUCCUGUUUACUUCUCUCAAAAAUACAAGGUCUGUCUGUA
Astyanax mexicanus (Mexican tetra) is the source of this 2788-nucleotide messenger RNA. Its product is annotated as sterol 26-hydroxylase, mitochondrial. The transcript has 9 exons. The record is from RefSeq and is a predicted model, not a curated record. Gene Ontology annotation, molecular function: heme binding; oxidoreductase activity, acting on paired donors, with incorporation or reduction of molecular oxygen; iron ion binding. Gene Ontology annotation, biological process: cellular response to peptide hormone stimulus; cortisol metabolic process; cholesterol metabolic process. Bases 50 to 1627 code for a protein of 525 amino acids. NCBI's taxonomy places the organism in Eukaryota, Metazoa, Chordata, Actinopteri, Characiformes, Acestrorhamphidae. Gene Ontology annotation, cellular component: mitochondrial inner membrane.